This is a messenger RNA of Mesocestoides corti, 189 nucleotides long. The record is from the annotation of a GenBank genome assembly. Lineage: Eukaryota; Metazoa; Platyhelminthes; Cestoda; Cyclophyllidea; Mesocestoididae.
AUGUUGAUCUUGGAGGGAGUGUUAGCCAUUGGCGAUAAAACACCUAAUAAGGUUUGUGACAACGAUAGCAAUUUCAGAGGAGGUGAGAAUGAUAUAAAGCUGUUAUUGAAGGCCUGGAAUCAGGGCAAGAUUGCCAAAGCAUUAACGAUUCGAGAAUGCGAUUGGAUCUUCAACCCCCCCCCCCGCUAA